GUGGACUUACAAGGUGCGUUCUAGUUGGAGUUCUCCCCUUCGGACAAAAGCCGUUGUUGGCUGCGGCUCAAGAGAGGUUCAUGAGGCGGUGGUGAACUAGCGGAGGUGAUCAUGGGAGGAAAUCAGAGCGUGGAGGUCCCGGGAGGCGGCAGCGAGGGCUAUCACGUGCUCAAGGUGUUGGACAACUCUCCGGCCAAGAAGGCAGGAAUGCAGGCCUACUUUGAUUUCCUUGUCUCUAUUGAUGGAGUGAGACUGAACCAGGAGAAUGACACCCUGAAGCAGAUACUGGAGAAGUACAUGGACAAGCCGGUCGAGGUGUCACUCUACAACUCCAAGACCCGCGCCACUAGAGAGGUGGAGCUGGUGCCAACCAACACAUGGGGUGGCCAGGGACUGCUGGGAGUCUCCAUUCGGUUCUGCUCCUUCGAGGGAGCCGCUGAGAACAUAUGGCAUGUCCUGGAGAUCCACCCCAACUCCCCGGCGGCACAGGCAGGCCUCAUCCCUCACUCUGACUACAUCCUCGGCUCCGAGAUGAUGUCUACCGGAGACGAUGAUCUAUACUCUCUCAUAGAGAGCCACGAUCAUCAGGAGAUCAAACUCUAUGUCUACAAUACCGACACUGACAACUGUAGGGAGGUGUCCCUGACUCCUGACUCAGAGUGGGGAGGAGAGGGGAGCCUUGGGUGUGGUAUAGGCUACGGCUACCUCCACAGACUCCCCACACACUCCAAGACCAGCGCGGGAGGUGGUGCUCCCACCAGUAGCAGCGACCUGGAGGCCGGAGGAGCUCAGGAUAGCAGUGCUACCAUCACUUCUCCUCCUCGUCCCCCUCCACCUGCUGAGGGCUACUGCGAUGUACCGCUGUCAGUACCGUCCAACCCAGCCACUCCUUCAACGAUGGCCUCCUCAUCUCCCAGAAUCAGCGUGGCCCAGACACAGGCCGGCAUGCAAGGGCUCCGGCUGACUGACUCCCCCGCCCCUCUCUCCCCUCCCUCCCUCCCCUCCAGCACCCUCACACCCGCUCCGGUCACCGUCAUACGUACCACGCCCGGAGGACCCCCUCUCCCUACCACAACCACCGAGCAACAACUAGGAGACCAAAAUCUGACCAACGCGGUCCACUCGCCAAUCAACACGGCGUGGAUGACUCAGCCGGGAGCAGUCCAGUCGCAUUACAGCACCGGUGGACAGCAAGGAACAGCUGUGGAUGGUACUCCGUAUCGGAUGACAAACGCACAGUUCUCAGGCGCAGUUGCUGGGUCCACUACGAUGCAGGGUGUGGGUUCUGUGAGAGCUCCGUUCCAGACCAGCAUGCACCACCAUCCUCCCCCCUCCUCCACGUCUCUCCCUCCACUCUCGUCCUCCUCGGUCUCCCCGCCACUCCUACCGUCUUCACUGCCACCACCACCGGGGACCCAAGGGAAUGUGACUUCAAUUAAUGCCCACCAUUCCAUCCCGGCUGUGGGGAGUGGAGCACUGCCGGCAUUUCUCCCGGGAGUACUCACGUCUCUCUCACCACCUGCGGCACUGCAGUCCUCCCUCCUCGGUGGCACGGCCAGUAUACCCCCCUUGGCCGCACCACUCACAGUCUCUGGGCUUCCCAGCGUACCCCCGACCAUCUCGUUUCCCUCCAUCGCCCCUAAAAUUAGUCUGAAUCCCUCGCCUGCAGCACUUCCCCAAGCCGUUCCCACUACUACCGUGUCCUGAGGUUCCACUCACUACUGCCAGUAACAAUAGUAUCGUAAUAAUAAGAGGAGGACCCUGUGCUAUAUGUGCUCUAAUGGACCUCUAAUCAUGCUCAUUGGAUGCCCUGCUUUUAAUAAAGUCUCAUGCCUGUACAAUAUUACAUACGUAUUUGUCUCAUAAGUAAAAGUUGAC
Molecule: messenger RNA, 1878 nt
Organism: Geodia barretti
Lineage: Eukaryota; Metazoa; Porifera; Demospongiae; Tetractinellida; Geodiidae
Source: the annotation of a GenBank genome assembly